This is a messenger RNA of Pantherophis guttatus, 4762 nucleotides long. The record is from RefSeq and is a predicted model, not a curated record. Lineage: Eukaryota; Metazoa; Chordata; Lepidosauria; Squamata; Colubridae.
UUUCGUGACGCUAUCAACCCGCGCCGGAAGUGAAGCGGAACAAUUUCCGGGCGGAGCCGGCGCGAUGGCGGCUGACACGCAGGUUUCGGAAACGCUGAAAAGAUUUGCAGUGAAAGUGACCACCUCCAGCGUGAAGGAGCGCAGAGAAAUCCUCAGCGAACUUGGAAGAUGCAUUACUGGGAAAGAUCUGCCAGAAGGCGCAGUGAAGGGACUGUGUAAACUUUUCUGCCUCACUCUGCAUCGAUACAGAGAUGCCGCAUCACACAGAGCCCUUCAAACAGCUCUUCGGCAGCUUGCCGAAUGCCAGCCAGAAGUGACCGCGAAGAAUCUUUUGUGCUCCCUGCAAUCUUCAGGAAUCAGCAGCAAGUCUGGGGGAUCCAGCAAGAGCAGUGCUUCUGCUGCUUCGCUGGCUCUCUCAUGGACCUGCCUGCUCGUUCGCAUUGUCUUCCCGACGCAAGACAAGAGGCAUGGAGAGACAUGGGAGAAACUGGUUGAAGUUCAGUGUUUCCUUCUGUUGGAGAUCCUGGGCGGCUCCCGCAAACCUGUGGUGAAUGGCGCCGUGAAGAAAUUGAACAGACUCUGGAAAGAGAAUCCUGGGCUGGUGGAUCAGUAUCUCUCCAUCAUUCUUCAUUUGGAAGCCAAUCAGGGAUAUGCGAUCAUGCUGGGCCUACUUGUGCAGUUCUGUACUAGCCAGAAAGAUCUCAGCACCAUCAACAAACACAAGGCUGCCCUGCUUGCUUUCUACGUGAAGACCCUCCUGAUGAGCAAGACCAAGCCUCAUAAACACGUCUUGGACAAUUGCGCGCCUCUGCUCCGGUAUGUGUCUCAUUCCGAAUUCAAGGACCUCAUGUUGCCAGCUUUGCAGAAAUCUCUCUUGAGGAGCCCGGAGAACGCCAUUGAAACAAUUUCUUGUUUACUGGCAUCGGUCACCCUCGAUCUCAGCCAGUACGCUCUGGACAUCCUGAAAGGACUAGCGAGCCAGUUGAAAUCCAACAGUUCUCACCUGAUGGACAAGGCUGUAGUUGCCCUAAAGAAUUUGGCUCUGCAGUGCAGCGACCCGUCCACCGUGGAGGCAUUCGGGAAACACCUCUUCGCCAUUUUGGGAGGUGCGGAAGGAAAGCUGACGGUGGUGGCUCAAAAAAUCAGCGUCCUCUCAGGGAUUGGUAGUUGCAGCCAUCAUGCAGUCUCGGGGGCAUCCAAUCAGGUUCUCAGUGGCACCAUGGUCGAGCUCUUCAUCCCUUUCCUUCAGCAGGAAGUCCACGAAGGCACUCUGGUGCACGCCAUUUCCAUCCUUGCUCUCUGGUGCGGCCGAUUCGUCACGGAAGUCCCCAAAACGCUAGUGGAAUGGUUCAAGAAAGCAUUCAGCCUUAAGGCCUGCACUUCUGCUGUCAGGCACGCCUAUCUCCAGUGUAUGCUGGCUUCCUUCAAAGGCAAUGUCCUCCUACAAGGGGCAGAGAUGCUGCCCUUACUGAUCCAGACCGUGGAGAAAGCAGGAGCUCAGAGCACUCAGAUUCCCCUGGUAACUGAAGGCGUUGCUGCAGCUUUGCUAAUCUGCAGACUUUCGGUAGCCGAUGCGCAAAUAGAAAACAAACUGAACAGCUUAUGGCAGCUUAUUUUGGAUGAGAAAAAACAGAUCUUCACUUCCGAGAAGUUCCUGCAGUCUGCUUCAGAGGAAGUGAUGUGUACAGUUCUGCAGCUGACCGAACGCCUUCUCUUAGACCACGAAUCUCGGCUACCUGGAGCUAAAAUCCAGCAGUAUUACAGAGCCUUGACUGCUGUCCUCCUCAGCCGGUCCUGGAGCGUUCGGAGGCUUGCUCAGCAGACUGUGAGAAAACUCUUAUCUUUGCCAAGAGGAUUCAAGUUAGCCUGCGGCCUCUUAGAAGAGCUAAAAGCGGUUCUCGUUUCACACAAGGUGCUCCCACCUGAGGCCUUGGUAACCGAAUCUGGAGAGUUGUCGGAACAGGGCAAAACAUACAUCCCUCCGCGUAUACUUCAGGAAGCCUUGUGCGUCAUCGCCUGUGGGCCAGGGAUGGAAGGAGAACCGGAGGAGAAAGAAAAACUGGUCUUGGAAAUGCUGCUCGUGAGCAGUCAUCCUUCUUUGGUGGCAGGACAGCCUGGCCUUUGGCCUGCCCUCCUGAUCAAGAUGAAGCUGGACCCUAUUGACUUCAUCACCAAACAUCUGGAAAAAAUCUUCGACCGCAUCGUCGUCACUCAGAGCCCAAUGAAUCAGUCCUCUCUGAAUGCAGUUGGCUUGAUCUCUGUCCUUCUACCUGCCAAAGUCCUCCCUCAGCUGAUCAGCACCAUUUCCGCCUCCCUUGAAAACCCGGCCCUGUGUCUCGUGACCCAAGAAGAAUUCGCGAUCAUGAAGAUGCCGGAAGGGGAACUCUAUGACAAGUCUAUCUUGCACAGUGCCCAGCAGGAUAGCCUGAAAAAGGCCAACAUGAAGAGAGAGAACAAGGCCUACUCUUUUAAGGAGCAGAUCAUCGAACUGGAACUCAAAGAGGAGAUCAAGAAGAAGAAAGGAAUCAAGGAAGAGAUUCAGCUGACGAGUAAACAAAAGGAGAUGUUGACUGCCCAGCUGGAGAAGGAAUCUCAGAUGAGAAAGCAAUUGAAAGAGCUGGACACUGAAUUGGAAUCCACCCUGGGUCUUUUUGACGCCGUCCUCAAGAGGAACCCUCCCAGCCUCUCCCAGUACAUCCCUGCCCUUGUCGGCUGCUUCCUACCUCUGUUCAAAUCCCCGCUGGCAGCUCCGAGGAUUAAGGCCCCCUUCCUUUCUCUGGUGUCGUGCGUGAUGCCCGAUCACUUAAAGACUUUUGGGACCGUAGCGAGUCACGUGACUUUGCGAAUGAUGAAACCCGAAUGCGAUUUGGAUGAAUCCUGGUGCCAGGAAGAUUUGCCCACGGCUGUGAACCGAGUGAUCGGUUUGCUGCACGCACACACCGUGCCAACCCGGAUAACCAAAGGAGAGGAAGGUCCCAUGCCAUUAUCGGCCCCGGCCUUUUCCUUAGUCUUUCCUCUUCUGAAGAUGGUGCUACUGGAAACCCCCAACGACAGCGAAGAGAAGGAGGAGCUCAUGGUGAAGGUUUUGCAGAUCAUCACCGUCCACGCUCAGCUGCGGUCCUCUACGAAUGACGAGAACUGGCUGGUGGAUGAGAACGGUCCCGAGUUACUUCCUCGUACGGACAUGCUGUUGCUCUUGACUAAAGUUAUCGGGACAGGAUCACCCCGUGUACAGGGCACUCUUAUUCUUGGCCAGGUUUUGGGUUCGGUGGCGCUAACAGCCCUGUGCGCCAGUAGCGGCGGCGAAGAUGGCUGCGCCUAUGCGGAACAAGAGGAGAUAAAUGUCCUUCUUCAGGCUCUGCAGUCACCCUGCAUGAACGUUCGAGAUGCAGCUCUCCGGGGUUUGACGGAACUCCAGAUGGUCUUGCCCACUCCGGACAGCGAUGAGAAGAACGGCAUGAACCUUUUGCGCCGGCUCUGGGUGGUGAAGUUUGACAGGGAAGAAGAAAUCCGCAUGUUGGCAGAGAGGCUGUGGGUAUCGAUGGGUUUAGAGUUGCAGCCAGACAUCUGCUCCAUCCUCAUCAAGGAUGUCAUCCACCACGAGCAGGCGGUGCGCCAGGCUGGAGCCGAAGCCCUUUCCAAGGGGGUUGAACAAUAUCGAAGCCAGACAAAGGAUGUCAUAGCCAAACUGAUGGAGAUUUAUCAAGAGAAGCUCUAUAGACCCCCGCCUGUUUUGGAUGCCUUGGGACGGGUGAUCUUGGAGUCUCCCCCUGACCAGUGGGAAGCCAGGUGCGGCAUCGCUUUGGCCUUGAACAAGCUUUCUCAGCACCUGGAAAGCUGCCAGGUGAAGCCUCUUUUUGAGUUCUUUGUCCCCGAUGCCCUCAACGAUCGUCACCCCGAAGUUCGAAAGUGCAUGCUGGACGCUGCCCUCUCAGCCCUUAAUACCCAUGGCAAGGAGAGUGUCAACUCCUUGCUGCCAGUCUUUGAGGAGUUCCUUAAGAAUGCCCCCAACGAUGCCAGCUACGAUGCCGUCCGGCAGAGCGUGGUCAUUCUCAUGGGGUCGCUGGCCAAACAUUUGGACAAAAGCGAUCCGAAAGUGAAACCCAUCGUGGCCAAGCUGAUCGCAGCGCUCUCGACGCCAUCCCAACAGGUUCAGGAGUCGGUGGCCAGCUGCUUACCGCCUCUCGUGCCGGCCAUCAAAGAAGACGCUGGCAGCAUGAUCCAGAAGCUGCUGCAACUUUUGCUGGAAUCCGAUAAGUACGCGGAGCGAAAAGGAGCUGCUUACGGGCUGGCGGGCCUAGUGAAAGGGCUGGGCAUCCUUUCCCUGAAGCAGCAGGAAAUGAUGGCCAAGCUGACCGAUGCAAUCCAGGACAAGAAGAAUUUCCGGCGGCGGGAAGGGGCUUUGUUCGCCUUUGAGAUGCUCUGCACCAUGCUGGGGAAGCUCUUUGAGCCCUAUGUGGUUCAUGUACUGCCACAUUUACUGCUCUGUUUCGGAGACGGCAAUCAGUAUGUCCGGGAGGCUGCAGAUGAUUGUGCCAAAGCUGUGAUGAGCAACUUAAGCGCCCACGGAGUCAAGCUGGUGUUGCCUUCUUUGUUAGCCGCUCUCGAGGAGGAUUCGUGGAGAACCAAAGCCGGUAAAAAUUUUGUGCCUGGCCUUCUAAACCUCUUAGAGAGAGUUGUAAAGCACUGUGAAGCUCGCAAGCAUUUGUUGCUAUGUGUGCUUUACCAACUUUACACGGAAAUUCUGAUUAGGUGCAGUUGA